AUGGAUUCCUCUAAGGCCCCCGUCAAGCUCGUCAAGGUCACCCGCGUCCUCGGCCGUACCGGCUCUCGCGGUGGUGUUACCCAGGUCCGCGUCGAGUUCAUGGACGACCAGACCCGCUCCAUCAUCCGUAACGUCAAGGGCCCUGUCCGUGAGGACGACAUCCUUGUCCUUCUCGAGUCCGAGCGUGAGGCCCGCCGUCUCCGUUAA
Neurospora hispaniola is the source of this 207-nucleotide messenger RNA. RefSeq names its product 40S ribosomal protein S28. The record is from RefSeq and is a predicted model, not a curated record. Gene Ontology annotation, biological process: translation; ribosomal small subunit assembly; maturation of SSU-rRNA. Gene Ontology annotation, cellular component: ribosome; cytosolic small ribosomal subunit. Bases 1 to 207 code for a protein of 68 amino acids. Gene Ontology annotation, molecular function: structural constituent of ribosome. Lineage: Eukaryota; Fungi; Ascomycota; Sordariomycetes; Sordariales; Sordariaceae. The transcript has 3 exons.